AUGUACACUGCUGACUGGAAAGUGUUGCAUGAUUCACGCGCUGAUUUUCGCUUUAUAAAUCGACCGGCUUGUGUAGUAGUUCAACGAGAAUAAGAAAGGUUAGAGUGGUUUCCCUACGAAGUAGUCAGUCGCAGAACGAGAAGCAGAAAGGUGAAGAUUGGCAGCAAGAGAGAAAUAAAAGAAACGACUAAGUGAGUAAAGAAAGAAAGAGAGAGAGAGAGCGAGAGAGAGAGAGCGAACGAACGAAACAAGCGAGCGGGAGAGUAAAAAGAUAACAAUCCACAAUUUUGCUGCGUAAGAAUCGCAUUGCAGUCUCGGACGAUAAGUCUUGCGGAGAGUAAGUUUUCUUUUCUUUUUACUUGUUUAUCUUUAAUUUUCCACAAAACCACCGGCACGAAUAAUUUAUAUUGACAAAACGUGAAAAACUCGCCAAAAAUCAAUACAGCCUAAACAUACCCCUACCGUUUUUCUCGUUUUUUUUCCAUUUUUCCAAAGCUUAUACUUGUACAUAAUGAAUCGAUUGAGUCAUUAAAUUUUCAUUUGAGACUUUCCUUUUAUUUACUUCUUUUAAAAAAAUUUACAAAUUACUCUUAAUCCAUAAUAUAAUUAACCCUCUGGUUUAUAGGCUGCCAACACUCAAUUAUAUAUAUAAACUUUCGUAUUUAUAACAUCCAUCAUUCCGCAAUGGGCGUCGAGUUUGCAACAAAGUCGAUUAUUCAUUUAAAAAAAAAAUUUUUUUUUUGCCACCAAACUUAUUGACUUUAUCAAGUUGGCCAGUAAAACGUCUUCCUAUUUUUUAGGCCUAUUUUAAAUCGCUUGCUAACAGCAACAGCUGUUUUCAUAAAAUUGAAUUAUUUUGCAGACACAUCCUAUACGUACAAGCGCUCAUUCGGCGUUGGCAGUAUGCAAAAAGAGAAAUGGUGGACGAAUUCGACGCUUAUUUUACUCGAGCUCAAUUAGAGGGCGAACAAUUGGAGAAAUUACAGAAUAGGCGAUGUUCCCUUCCGGCGGCAUCACCUACACCAGAAUCAAAAUCGUCAUUGAAUAGACGAGUAGGUAGCUGUAAAUAUCCUAGAAGGCGAGGCUCAAAUUCUCCUAGGGAUCAUAGUACUUCGCCCAGGCGUAGUAUCACUGAUGGAUGUCCGGACGGUGUUAGUCCAGCCUACAUAAAUGAGCCGACACUUCGUGCUCCAUCUCCACGUUUGGGUACAAAGUGCCAUUCGGCCCCCCAUUCGCGAUCGUCUUCCUGGAAGAAAAUGCGUCGGCCUAGAUCUUCGAGAGAUAUUACUGACGAUCUUGAUUACUUUAACGGCAGGGAUCGCUCUGGAUCAACGCCAAAUGAUGACGAUACGGUAAUGGCCACGUUAGAAAAGUUAAGGAUUGCCCAACAAGAGGAUUUAUGCGUCGUUAGGACGUUCGAAAUCUCUUCUAAAGGAUUAGUGAACCGUGGCGAUAGUUUUAAACGACGCAGUGACGCUAGUAUAGCUAGCAGCUGCAACAGCAGCGGGGCUGCGCCUAGCUGUGCCGACGAAACACCUUUGCUCAAUAAACCUGCCAACUCGACGAAUUCUAGUGACAGCAAAAAUACGGCAGCAAUCUUUAAAGUUGCCGUUAUAGGAGCGUCAGGCGUUGGUAAAACGUCACUUUUACAACAAUUUAUGACUAGUGAAUAUAUGGGAGGAGUCGAGAUUAGUUUUGACGAUGAGAGCGAAAGAACAGUUUCCGUGCUAUUAGACGGCGAAGAUACAACCAUGACGUUUAAUGAAAUCGAACCUCAAGCUGCGAGCGUGCAAAAUUAUAAAACGACAGAUAUAGACGCAUUUAUCUUCAUCUACUCAAUUACCGAUAAGAAGACUAUCGAAUUCGUCGAGGAAAGGCUACACGACGUUCAACGCUACGUCAGCAAACCUCACGCCGCUAUCGUCGUUGGCAAUAAAAGUGAUUUAGUGCGAAAGCGACAGGUUAAGGAAGAUGAUGCUCGUCAGCUGUGCUCCGAAUUGCACGCCAAGUACAUUGAAGUGUCUGCUGCCCUGAACCAUAGGGUAGAUGAGCUAUUAGUUGGAAUAGCACGACAAAUAAGAUUUAAUCCACAACGAGCACCCCGGAAAAUAACCGAUAAAUCCAGUACGAAAGCUUUUCUCAAGAAAAUCCUCGGAAGAACACAUUGUGUCAGCCGAACUUGCGAUGAUUUAAUGGUUCUUUAA
This is a messenger RNA of Dimorphilus gyrociliatus, 2204 nucleotides long. NCBI's taxonomy places the organism in Eukaryota, Metazoa, Annelida, Polychaeta, Dinophilidae. The record is from the annotation of a GenBank genome assembly.